Molecule: messenger RNA, 803 nt
Organism: Alnus glutinosa
Lineage: Eukaryota; Viridiplantae; Streptophyta; Magnoliopsida; Fagales; Betulaceae
Exons: 1
Coding region: 113-484 (123 amino acids)
Source: RefSeq, a predicted model, not a curated record
ACCAAAACCAGUUCAUAUAUUGUAGACGUACAACAUUUUCGAACAGUUCCUCCCUACUCCUGUACAAAAGAACACCCAUAUAUUGAAACCCUAAUAUUUUUCGACCGUAAACAUGGCAAGGUACUACAACGACCGAUAUUAUUCUUACUUAGACUACCUCUCUUUCCCUAUCCACCUCUGCUUCUUCGUUCUCAUACUCUUGUUCAUCAUGGGAUUCACAUGGUACAUAAACUACGAGUCCAUGUUCGAGGAUUUGAUCACUCAGAUUAAGCUCUUCUGCAUGAUUGUCCCCUUGCUUCUACUGAUACUGGUCCACUGCCUAUCGGGCGGUGUUCCAUUUCUGAUACCGUUGCCGGAGAAGGAUUCGCUUCAUCGGGCCGGAGGAUCUCCUUGGGGCGUGGCAGCCUUGCUUGUGUUCCUCUUGUUCAUGAUCUCCUACCAAUCUUCUUUUCAUGAACGAUGGUUUCCCUUACUAAGUAGAUGAUCGAUCAUAAUCUAGUAAUUAAUUAGUUUAGUGCGUGGUUUUGUGCCAUAUUUAUUGUUAAAGUGGGCUUAAUUAGCUUUAUUUAUGCCAUAUAUAUAUACAAGACUCUUGCUUUUAUAUAUUUAGGCUAAUUAAUCUAGCUAGCUCGAUCGGUACGGUGUUUGGGAAGAUGCAUGUAAACCUAUAUAUUAAUGUAAGACCCCCGGAUUUGAUGUAGUAAUUAAUAGCUACAAUGUUUUUAUUAUUAUUAUUGUUGUUGAUCCAGUCCUUCAUAUGUAUAUCUUUAAGACUUUAAGUAUGUUAAUUUCUUGUGAAGUAA